UCUUCAGUCACUACAGGAAGUGUGUUUAUUUACGGCGCAGUGUCACUGGAACUCUGAAGUGUAGAAACCCAACAUUUAUCAGCGUAUCAGAGUAGAACUGUUAGUGUGUGUUCUGUGAAAAACACCGAGGACGGAAGGAGUUUAUGCGUGUGUUUGGGCGCGUGCUGAUAGUUUUAGCCGGUGAAGCCUGAGCGUUAGCAUGCUAGCUUAGGCUACAGCUAACAGCUAACAGGAGGACACCCUGGUCCUGUUUGUGUCCACAGACCCACUGUGUCUGUCAGUGGACACGGACGGACCUCCUGUCUUCUGUGUCCGUGUUUAAGCUAAAGUCUGUCUGGAGGACUGGGUGAACAUUUACCACAUUUACGGUCCGGGUGGAUUCAACUACUAUUACUGAAACUGGGGCAGGACAGGUUCCACUGGACCGACAUGGGCUCGGCGGUGCCCGGAUGAGAACACGUCCUCGUUGAAGCCGUCUGUCCCAGGUGGCGUCCUUUGGUCUUGUGCCUCGGUGGACUGUCGCUGAACCUUCAGGAUGUUAGAGGGUCUGGUGGCUUGGGUCCUCAACACCUACCUGGGAAAAUAUGUCAGUAACCUGAACACAGACCAGCUGUCCAUCGCCCUGCUCAAAGGUGCAGUGGAGCUGGAGAACCUCCCACUGAGGAAAGAUGCCCUCCGAGAGUUUGACCUACCAUAUGAAGUCAAAGCAGGUUUCAUUGGGAAGAUCACUCUGCAGAUCCCCUUCUAUAGACCUCACUGUGACCCCUGGCUCAUCUCCAUGUCCCAGCUCAACCUGGUCAUCGGUCCCACUCAGCUGCAGGAGUACGACGGACAGAAGGAGCUGCAGGAGGAGAAGGAGCGCAAGAGACGCCUCCUGACUGCCCUGGAGGACAAGUUCAGAAGUGAGUGUGAGCAGAGGGGGGAGUCCUACUGGUACUCAGUCACAGCCUCAGUGGUCACCAGGAUCGUGGACAACAUCGAGUUGAAGAUCCAAGAUGUCCACCUGAGGUUUGAGGAUGACCUGUCCAACCCACACAAACCCUUCUCCUUUGGGGUCUGCAUCAACAAUGUGUCUGUUCAGAACCCUUCCAAAGAACCAGUGCAGAAGCUGCUCAGACAGAAACAGUUGGAGAUCACAGACUUCAGUGUCUACUGGGACACACACAGUCAACUGCUGGGGACACUGCCAGCCAAUCAGAUCCAGGAGGCCAUGACCCAGUGCAUGCAGAGCCGAGAACAUCAGUACAUCUUUGAACCGGUGUGUGCAUCGGUUCUACUGCGAAGGAACACGUCCAAAGAACCGCUACGUUCUAGACAAACCCCCCGGAUCGAAGGCCAGGUCCAGCUGGAACCCAUGUCCUUACGCCUGUCCCAGGUUCAGUAUCAGCAGAUUAUGGUGUUCCUCAAAGAGCUGGACCGCAGAGAAAAGGAGAUGCUUUAUCGGAGAUGGAGGCCGACGGUCCCAGUGUGUGGGAAUUCCAGGCUGUGGUGGACCUUUGCCAUCCAGGCCAACCUCAAUGACAUCAGGGAACAGCGUCAACGGGGCAGCUGGGACUUCGCUCUGCAGAGGGCCCGCGACGCCCAGACCUACACCAGUCUGUACUUCAGGAGGCUGAAGGGGGUCCCACUGAGCCCCCAGGAGCAGUGUGAAAUGGAUCGAGUGGAGGACGAACAGACCAUAGAGGAGUUACAGAGUCUGAGAGAAGUGGUCCACGACUGGUUUAGGAAAGAGGAGGAGAUGGCAGAAAACAUGCGAGAGCCCAGUGCCGACCCCCAGUCCUGCCCCCCCCCCACAUCCAUCCCCAAGAGUGGCAGCUCUGGGAUGAUCCAGUACCUGCAAUCCUGGUUCCCAGGGUGGGGGGGCUGGUACGGAGAUUCAGAGGGCCCGUAUGCAGACCCUGAGGAACUCCUGCCCAGUCCAUCCUCCUGGGACAUUCUGGCAGAGACAGAGGACCUGUUCGACCCCCUGGAGGACUCUCACACUCUGAACACCUUCACCAGAAGGGACCACCUGUUCGCCCGCCUGGAGUUUUUACUGGAGAAGGGGGCGGUGACCCUGUUCCACCAGGACAGGAGGGGGGGUGCCAUGCACGAGAGCGGGGUCAUCCAGCUGGAGUUUUCAGGGGUGCAGGUCAUGGUGGAGUCCCUCCCUCGCUCAGAGUCCUCCCUGCUGUCGGUCAGACUGGGGGGGUUGUUCCUCAGGGACCUGACCACCCAGGACUCCAUCUUCCCUGUCCUGGUUUCUCCUAAAACAGACAAAGUUGUUGUUGCCAUAAAUCAACCAUCUGGACAGUUCAGCAGCAGCUCAGGUUGCAGUGCAGACUGUUCUUCGUCACCAGUGUUUGAAAUGAUUUAUGAACGAAACCCUAUGAGGUCCAAGUUUGAGAGGAAGCUGGAAGUGAACACCAGUCCAUUGAACAUCAUCUACAACCCACAGGCCAUCAAGAAAGUGACGGAGUUCUUCUACAAAGGCAGAGUCCACACCUCAGGUUUUGGGUACCAGUCUGAGCUGGAGCUCAGAGUAGCGGAGGCUGCUCGGAGGCAGUACAAUAAGCUGAAGAUGCAGACCAAGGCAGAGAUUCGACAAACCAUCGACCAGCUCCUUGUGGGAGAGUUUAUUGAGAACAGUAAACGCUGGACCAUGAAACUGGACAUCUGUGCCCCUCAGGUCAUUUUCCCUGACGACUUCCAGUCAGGGGAUCCAGUGCUUGUUGUUGUUGAUUUAGGGAGGAUUCUUCUCACAAACUUUCAAGAUGACACUAAGACCAACUCCAAAGCUACUCAACGUGAUGGAGAAGACAUGAGUGAUGAUGAGUAUCAGACUCCCCUUGCCACGCCACCAGAGUCUCCGCCUCCUGAACUGGACGUGCCUUUGAAAGAACAACUGAAAAGCCCUGAACUUCCAGGCCUAAAAUAUCCAGAGAGUACACAUCCCUACAGCAGAAAGCUCUAUGAAAAAUACUCCAUGUCUUUUAAGGAUCUGCAGAUAAUGGUUGGUCGUUACAAGGACAAUUGGAAACACCUUCAGGAAAGUGAGGUGGGGCCUACCCAUGUGGUGGAGAAGUUCAAUGUGCUGCUACAGUUAGAACAGAGGCUGCGCUACACAUCCGAUCCCCAGCUCCCCGGGGCCGUGCUGUCAGGAACCCUGCCGGACCUCAAGGUUCAUAUUAACUUUGAGAAAAUGUCCGCUCUCAGGAAUUGUCUGGCGAGGCUGAGCAGUCCAGCCGGUGAAAGUGACAAAGGCCAAAACAAAGGCUCAGAUUUAAGGUCUCCAGAUCCUCUCACUCUUCGUCAUGACAAGAUCUUUCAGAGGGAAGACAGCUCCUGGAAGCUGCAGGGUUCAGCCAAGAAUCUCACUCAGAGCGUAAUGACUUUAGAGCAGCACACACGGGAGGUCCUGGUGGAAUCGCGUCUACUUUUGGCUGAAUUCAACAUCAACUACAUGCAGCUCGGUGUGGAGAGUGAUGGCCGCUACAUAUCUGUUCUUAAGGUUUUUGGCACAAACGCACAUUUCGUCAAGCGACCGUAUGACGCUGAGGUCUCCCUGACCGUCCACGGCCUUCUGCUGGUGGAUACAUUACAAACUUACGGCUCAGACUUUGACCUCCUGGUGGCUUCCCAUAAGCAUCUGAGUUUUGACAUACCCACAGGCAGCUUGAAGGAGAGCCAUCCAUCAUCCCCAAUGUCAUCUGAUGGGAAGUCUCCUGAUCAUCAUCAGAGUCAUCAUGUUGAGCCGUCAACUGGGAUGCCCUUGGACACAAUCACUCCCUUUAGUUCAUUUCUCAAAGACCAAGAUGCCCUCAUUAAACUUGAGUACCAAUUUGUAAACUCAGACUGCCCCUCCAUGAAUCUGGACAGCUCCCUUCAAGUAACUACCAUGCAAGUCAACAAUCUAGACAUUAUUCUCAAUCCUGAAACCAUGGUGGAGCUGCUCAAGUUCCUCCAAAAGUCUUUCCCCAAAGAAGAUAACAUAUUGGCAUCAGCAGCUCAACAAAAUCCAUCACAGCCUGUCAGUGAGGAAGAGGAGGGGACCUAUCAGGCAACCUACGAUCAGAACAAAGAGCUAACUGUGGAGAUCCAUCGCCUUAACCUGCUACUCCUUCGAACUGUGUCCACCGGCACUGUCCUAGGUGCAGAGAAGAAGGGGCUGAAGAUCGCCACAGCCAGCAUCACUGGUACAAAGAUCAACGUGUCCAUGGGCAGUCGGAUGGAUGUCAACGGUUCCCUGGGGUCGAUGCAGUUGCUGGACCUGACUCAGGACGGAGGCCGAAGCCAAUUUGUGGUCAGCAUCGGCAGCGUAGAAGACAGCUCCUCAAGCGUUGGCGGAUUAUCAUUCCUUGGUGACGUGGGGGGUUCUCCCUCAGAAGCUUUAAAUUUCCGCUUUUUAGAGAAAUCCCAAGGAGAGUGUUCUCUGCUCCUUCAAAUGGCAUCUUUACACUACAACCAUUCGGCCAAGUUUCUAAAGGAGCUGACUCUAUCUGCCAAUGAGGUUGAAGACAAUUUUCGUUCCAUGUUGAAAAGCGCCGCCACCAAAGUGUCAACAGUUCUGGCUACAAAGACAGCAGAAUACAGUGGCAUGGUGUCGCUCUUUGAGACUCCCUCGCGGAGAGCCCGCACUCAGAGUCAGACCUGGACUUAUCCAUUUGAGGAUGAGGAGGAUGACCCCAUAGAGGAAGCUGAAGCUAGCUUAGACACAUUUUUGGUGAAGCUAACCCUGGACAUCAGCAUAGAAUCCCCAGUUGUGUCCAUUCCCCGUAAACCUGGACACCCUGAGCUCCUGGUUGGACAUUUGGGAAGCAUAACAAUCCAGAACUUUGUCACUGGCCAAGACACUGAAGGUGAGAGGUUGCAGGUGUUGGUGAAGGACAUUCGCCUCUAUUCACUCAACAUGAGUCAUUUGAUUUUGAAAAAGGCACCCAGAGGUGAUACCACUCCGAGCUCCACGCUAAUGUCAGUCAACGGUGAAGUCGGUCAGAAUGAACCGCAGUUCACACGUCAUGACUUCUUUGAAUCCCUCAACCGUGGAAAAGCUUUUCAUAUACUCAAAGACACCACCAUACAGUUCUCCCUGGAGAAAAUUCCCAUUGGUGAGGACAUGCAGUGUACCCUCCUGACCUCGGUGGAGUCCUGCAGGAGCACAGGUUUACUGAGAAUUGAGGGGAAAUUUGUCAACCCUGUUCAGGUGUUCCUGUGCAAGCCUGUGUACGAACAAGUCUUGCAGACUCUGGACAACCUGUCCUUGAUCGAGGAACAUCGCGUCACUCCGAGCCAGCCGCCCACACCCCCACCACCGACGCCUUCCUCCACCAGACCUCACCGCUUUCCUGACCCCCAGGGAGGACUCUUCACAAGGGACCCUCCCUACAUCAGUUUUUCUCACUCGUCACUGUCCGCGCCCUUGUCUUUACAGUCCCACAACCUCCCUCUGCCCUCUCCGUCGUCGUUCACUCAGCUCAGAGUCACCUUACAUGUGGCAGAACUGCAGGUUCAGCUCAGUGCUGACCUCACCCAAGGCUCCCAGGGCUUAGUUAGCCUGUGCUUCCAAGACCUGGAAGGAGACUUUACCAAAGACCAUCCUCACUUACUGGCAGUUGAGCUGGCUCUACGCUCACUGCUCAUGGAAGACCUCUUAGAGCAGAACCCCAAGUCCAAGUACAAACAUUUAAUGGUGUCCCGCGGAGCUCCCAAACCCUCCUCGCUGAGUCCGAAGGAGUACCUCUCUCAAAGCUGUCCGUCUGCAUCCAAUGCCUUGUGCCCAGACAUGCCACGCUCAUUGCCUUCCCAUAUGGAGGAGGCCCAGAAUGUCUUCCAGCUCUACCAGAGGCAUCCGAGCACCCCUUCAGCUAACAGCCGCAAACCUAAGAGGGGCCCAGAUUGUCCCAGUACUCCACCGCCCUCACCUACCCACUCUAUACCGUCUGCACAGCCUCCCCCAGACUUCGAUAACUCAUUAGUUCAUAUCAGCGUGCUACUGGUGGACCAAAACCACCCUGAGUUCAAAAUGCGCUACGGCAGUGUGGGGCGAAGUGUGGACGUCGACUUUAACUGCCUUGACGUCUUAAUCACAUUACAGACGUGGGUGGUCAUCCUAGACUUUUUUGGCAUUGGCUCCACAGCCAAUAACCACGCAGUAAAGGUACCCACAGUGUCCUCACAACCUGCGCCGAGACAUCUACUGUGUGAGCCUGACAUGAGUGACGAAGAGGUCACAGAAGUCGUCAACACCAAAGUGGACCUAAAGGUUCACUCUUUGACUCUCGUGUUGAACAAGAAACUGAAUGAACUUGCCCGAGCCAGUGUUUCAAAGUUAUCGGCUCACUUGGAAAUGUUGGAGGGAGAUCUGGCACUGCAGGGCAGUUUAGGAAGUUUGUCCCUUAGUGACCUGACGCCGCACGGAGAUUUGUACCAAGAACGCUUCACCACCCGAGGAGGAGAGGCCCUGGUCUUCAACAUCCACAAGUACGGCCAUCCUGAUCCGCACCUGGACAGGGAGUGUGACAUCAGGGUGUGUAUGAAGAUGGCCUCCGUCCACUACGUCCACACUCAGCGGUUCCAGGCUGAGGUGGUGGCCUUCAUCCAACACUUCACCCAACUGCAGGAUGUCCUGGGAAGACAGAGGGCCGCCAUGGAGGGACAGGCUAUCCGGGACCAGCCCCAGCGGGCCUCCAGGGUUCUGCUGGACAUCGAGGCCGGGGCACCGGUCAUCCUGGUCCCAGAAAGUUCCCGGUCCUCCAGGGUCAUCGUGGCCAACCUGGGCCAGCUGAAGGUACAGAACCAGUUCCUGCCGGCGGGGACAUACGGGACCUUCUCCCUCAAAGACAAGGAGCAUGUGAGGAGGGCAACAGAGAGGAGUCCUGAGGAGGACAAGGCCCCAGACCCCCCCAAGAGCACCACCAGGAGCCCCCCAGCCUCCACAGGGUUCACCCUGCAAAAACCACAGCCCCCAACGUCCAGAUCAGACCCUCAGAAGGGCCCCCCUGACCCCCCUGACCCCCCUGGACCCCCCAGCACCUCAGACCAUGUGUGUCUUUUGGACGUCAUGGCGUUGGACCUCCAGCAGAUGGACAUCUUUGCAGCUGAACGCUUGGGCAUCCAACCCCGGGACAGCGGCUCAUCCUCAGAAUCAUGUGACCUCAUCGUCUUUCCGUCCUACUCCGUCCGCCGUGUGGGAGGAAACCUGCUGAAGGACUGCUGUCGACUGAAACUGCAAGUGGAACGCAACCUGGACAAAGAGCUGAGUCAUGUUGUCCCAGAUAUGUGUGUCCAUGGCAGUCUGUCCUCAGUCCACUGCUCUUUGGACCUGGAACACUAUCAGCUGAUCCGAGGUCUGCUGGAGAACAACCUGGGAGAACCAGUGGAAGAGUUCCUACGGCCGUACAACCUGCAGGACCCCAGCACCUAUACGGUGCUGAGUGGGGACGUGUACACCAGUCUGUCCUUCAUGGUGGACAUGAUGGACGUCAGCCUGGAGCUGUUGGACAGUCCCAAAGACCACCCACGCACACGCUCAUUAGCCAGGUUUGACUUCAUGAAGUCCAAGCUGCUCUUUGAGAGUUUCUCCAACGGUUCCAAGUCGGUCAACCUCGUGUCUCACUCUCUGCUGGCGUACGACACCCGGUUCUCUGAGUCCAGAACCGGUCCCAGAGGAACCAGCAGAAGCGGACACAACGUCUUUGACUGCAUUCUGCAGCCAUCAAGAACAGGAACCAACCGAGCGUCACUGCAGCUGGAACUGCACUACAGGUCCACUCGGGACUCAUCCUCCUUCACGGUGGUCCUCAACAACCUGAGGGUCUUCCUCAUCUUUGAUUGGCUGCAACUGGUGCGGGACUUUCUGCGGGUUCCGGUGGACCAGACGGGUGGACCUUCAGAACUGCCCCAGGUCCAGCCUGGUACUGUCUGCACCAGUUCUGCCUCUGCCUCUGGCUCCGCCUCUGCAUCCUCUGGGAACGGCGCCGUCAUGCCCAAGACCGUCAAGAUAGGCGUGGUCACCAAGAGGUCCACAGUACCGGUGACCCAGGACCGACGGCUGGAGGUCAAGGUCAACAUCACAGGUACAGAGUUCGUGGUAGUGGAGGACUGCUCCAGUCUGGACACCAGUGCCAUCAUUCUGAAAGGAACCACUGUCCUCACAUACAAGCCCCGCCUCCUGGACAGACCCUUCUCGGGAAGCCUCGCUGGGAUAGAGGUGUUCUCCUGUCGUCUGGGCAGUGAACAGGAGACGGCCCUGUCAAUCAUCGACCCUGUCAAUGUUCAGAUUGAGCUGUGUGGAAGUCCCACCUACCAGAGCAGCUCCGGCCUAUUGGAUGCCUUCAACGUAGAGGACAUCCCCCCACUGUUGGAGAUCCAGUUUCCUGCUCUGGACAUCCGUCUGUCCUAUAAUGACAUCCAGCUGUUUCUGUCCAUUGCUAAGUCCAUUCCCACUGCCAGCACACCGCUGCCCCACCACUGUGACCCUGGAACUGACACCAGCGCUCAACCCAUCCCCCCCAGACACAGCAGUGGACAGAAGACCCAGGCACCCACAGGGGGUCAGCUGACCCAUCUCCAGGACCUGGGCUUCAGAACAGAGGACUGUCGCAGAGCUCUGGUCCACUGUAAAGGCCACCUGGACCAGGCUGCUGCGUGGCUGUUGGAGAACGCAGACACCAUGGCGGCUCAUCCCAGGUCCAGGUCCGACUCGGGUUCCCGCUGUCACUCCACUCCUCUGUCUGGGAUCGAAGUCAAAGCUGAGAGCGUCUGCAUCUGCUUCAUCGACGACUGCCUGGACUGUGACAUCCCACUGGCAGAGCUCACCUUCAACAGACUCUAUGUUCUCCAGCGAAUCGGUUCCACUCAGGAAGGAAAUGCCAGUUUCACUCUUUCAGGGGAUUAUUAUAACAGAGAACUGUCAGGUUGGGAGCCCUUCAUUGAACCUUGGACCUGUCUUCUGUCCUGGCAGCAGCAGGCGGCCGGUAGACUCCACCCACCACGCCUCAAAAUGUCUGUCAAGGCCAAACAGAGGCUGGACGUCAACAUCACCUCUGUGCUUCUGGAACAGUACAACACCACCAAGAGCUCCUGGAUGGCAGACUACUGCAGUGAAGACCCCCAGACCUCCCAGCCUGCAUCUCCAGUACCGUGGAUGGGCUCUUCAGUGGACCCCCCCAGCUCCAGCUCCAGUUCCACUCACACUGCUCCUCUUGCUCACCUUAGAACUAGGAGUUCAACCACCUUGACCUGCCUCCACAUCCGCUCCACAGGUGUGAAAUUGUCCAAAAGACGACAGCCGUUUGUACCGUACGCUUUACGGAACCACACAGGAUGUACCAUGUGGUUCGCCACUCUGACCACCAGUCCAACAAGGGUGGCGCUGUCCCACAGCUCCAGUGCAGACUCCAUCUCAGACGUCCACAGUUCAGGAGCUGAUGACCUCCAUAAUGUGAGCCAGUGGAGGGAGGUGCAGCCUGGGGAGGAGGUGCCCUUCGAGUUCGAAGCCCGAGAGAAGCUGAGACACAGACACACCCAUGAGUUGAAGCUCCACCAGCUGUUGGUUCGUGUCUGUGGGUGGGAACAGGUCAAACCGGUGUCUGUGGACAAAGUGGGCGUGUUCUUCAGAUACGCAGCUCCAGACAGAACCAGCUCUGCUAACACUGUGGGCAGUCCAAUCAGCAGAACCAACAUCAUCCAUCCACAUGUCUAUUUCUCGGCCCUGCCCCCGGUCAGAGUGGUCUUCUCCAUCACCAUGGAGGGCAGUGCCAGGAAGGUCAUCACUGUGCGCUCAGCUCUGAUGGUCAAGAACCAGCUGGAUGUUCCCAUGGAGGUCCGACUGGACAGCCCCUCAGCUCCAGACAAACCUGUGGUGUUGCCGCCCAUCCUUCCAGGCCAGGCCUUGGCCAUCCCGCUCCACCUGACUUCGUGGCGCCUGCAGGCCCGCCCCAAAGGGCUGGGCCUGUUCUUCUGUAAGGUCCCCAUCCACUGGACCUGUGUGGAGCGCUACGGAGAGGUCAGCAGCAGCAAGAGGGAGUGUCAGUCUGCAGACUUCGACGACCACGUCAAGAGGAACUUCAGGUUUUGUGUGGUCAUCAAAAAGGAGAACUACCCAGACCAGCGGCCGGCCAAGAGGGACGUGGGCGGGGCCAAGCAGAUCUACCGUCAGCCCGGUCACAGUGUGUACCUGCUGCCCACCAUGGUGCUAGCCAACCUGCUACCAUGUGACCUCAACUACUACAUUAAAGGAACCGCCAUUAAGGGUUCACUGAAACCAGGAAAAGAAGCAGUGCUGCACGCUGCCGACACGUCCCAGAACAUGGAACUGGGUGUGCUGCUGGAGAACUUCCCUUUGUGUAAAGAGUUGCUGAUUCCUCCUGGAACUCAGAACUACGUGGUUCGGAUGCGUCUGUAUGACUCCAACAAACGCCUGCUGUGUCUGACCAUUCGUAUCAUUCUGCGAGCACAGGGGGCGCUGAAGAUCCUGGUGUCUGCCCCUUAUUGGCUCAUCAACAAGACCGGUCUGCCAUUGAUCUUCCGUCAGGACAACGGGAAAGCCGACGCCGCGGGACAGUUCGAGGAACACGAGCUGGCAAGAAGCCUCAGUCCACUACUGUUCUGUUACACCGACAAGGAGCAGCCGGCCAUGUGCACCAUGCGCAUUGGAAAGGGGAUCCACCCUGAUGGAGUCCCAGGGUGGUGCCAGGGCUUCUCCCUGGACGGAGGGAGCGGAGUCCGAGCUGUGAAGGUCAUCCAACAUGGGAACAGACCUGGACUCAUCUACAACAUAGGUAUCAGUGUGAGGAAGGGGAAGGGUCGCUACAGGGACACUCACAUCGUGACCUUUGCCCCCCGUUACCUCCUGGAUAACCGCUCCACUCACAAACUGGCCUUCGCUCAGAGGGAGUUCGCCAGAGGAAAAGGCACGGCCAACCCAGACGGGUACAUCUCCACCCUCCCCGGCUCCAGCGUGGUCUUCCAUUGGCCACGCAACGACUACGACCAGCUGCUGUGUGUUCGUCUGAUGGACACGCCCAACUGCACCUGGUCCGGAGGCUUUGAGGUCAACAAACCCAAGUCCUUCCACAUCAACAUGAGGGACACCCUGGGGAAGUGCUUCUUCCUGCGGACAGAGAUCAGCCUCAAAGGUGCCACCUACCACAUCGCCUUCAGCGACACCCACCAGCUGCCCCCACCCUUUCGCAUCCAGAACAACUCUGAGGUGCCCAUCCAGUUCUGGCAGCAUGGCGUGGUGGACAUGCGUCUGUACACGGAGGUCAAGGCGUCCACUGUGCUGGACUACGCCUGUGAUGAGCCCACCCUCCCCCCCUACCUCACCCUGACCGUCAAGGGGGCGGGCUCUUCUGAGGUCACGGCUGACAUGAACUUCUUCAGAGAAUACAACAAACUGUACUACGAGAACUUCAUCUACAUCGCAGCCACACAUACCUUCAAACAGCGUGUGGAUCACAGACCCAUUGGAAAGAAGCUGCUGGUCAGCUGUUGUGAACUGGUGCUGGACGUGGACACGAAGACACAAAGGGUCAUCCUCAAACAGAAGGAACCAGGGAAGCGUUCUCAGCUGUGGAGGAUGUCUGGUUCUGGGAUGUUGUGUCAUGAAGGUUCUUCUCCACCUCAGAGUAAACCGGCUCAGCCUCGACCUCUGGACUCGUCCCUGGUUCUGGACAUCGUAGGGUUAGCAGCGGUCACCGAUAACAGUUUCGAGCCCCUGAUGCUGCGGAGGCCGGACCCCCGUCGCAGUACCACCCAGACCUGGUACUUCAGCUCAGGGAUGCUGACCUGUGGCCUUCCUCGACUGGUGGUCCAGGUGAAAGGGGGUGUAGCGGGCCUCUAUGAUGGAGCUGAGGUGGUCCUGGGACCAGACUCGGGCCUACUGGAUCCCAGUCCAGAACAGCAGUUCAUCAACCACAAAAUGAGACCGGGUUCUGGGGUGCUGUCGGUCCAGGUUCUGCCCCACGGACCCACGCGGGUCUUACAGAUCAGUGACUUCAACCAGAGAAGAACCAUCUGUAACUCUCCCACCAACGAGCAGAGCAGGAACAAAGACCUGGAGCCGGAGCAGGAGGAGCCGGAGCAGGAGCUGGAGGUAAAGGAGGAGGACACACAACCCCCCCAGACAGAUUCUACUGCCCCCCCUGUCUGCAUUCAGUCUGGACCAACCGAGUCCAGCAGAAGCAGCAGGGAGUGA
Sphaeramia orbicularis (orbiculate cardinalfish) is the source of this 12178-nucleotide messenger RNA. It is a transcript of the gene vps13d, whose product is annotated as vacuolar protein sorting 13 homolog D. Gene Ontology annotation, biological process: mitochondrion organization; protein targeting to vacuole; protein retention in Golgi apparatus. Gene Ontology annotation, molecular function: protein binding. Bases 536 to 12178 code for a protein of 3880 amino acids. NCBI's taxonomy places the organism in Eukaryota, Metazoa, Chordata, Actinopteri, Kurtiformes, Apogonidae. The record is from RefSeq and is a predicted model, not a curated record. The transcript has 59 exons.